This is a messenger RNA of Cooperia oncophora, 522 nucleotides long. Lineage: Eukaryota; Metazoa; Nematoda; Chromadorea; Rhabditida; Trichostrongylidae. The record is from the annotation of a GenBank genome assembly.
AUGAUAAGUCAUCAAGAAUGUAAAUGUCGCUGUUUGACUGGGGAAUCGAGGUAUGGUGAAGCAUGUCAAUCCUUCCAGUACUACUUCGACAGCAAUACCUGUUUAAUAAAUAAGCAAAACAGGUUUUCGAAUUCGGAAAAUUUCAACUAUGUACCAAGUUCACAGAAACGCAGUUAUUUCGAACAUAGAUGUGCAACGCGAGAUGAUAUUCGUGCACAAUAUCUGGCCGAUUAUUGCUCCGACUCAUUCGAGAGUCCACAAGGAGGGCAGGAAAACAGUCGUGGUCCCGGUUCGGAUCACGAAAUAGGAACAAAGGAAACGACAACGACGCCGAGCUUGAAGUCCAGAGAUAACGAACACGAUGAGGUUGACCAGUCAAGGGCGACUGAAGAGAUGAGGAAACGCGAGGAUAUCCCAGGGCUUUCAUCAAAGGUACCGAUGGUCAAUAAGAAAGUAGGUUACCACUGUUACUAUAUAGAACAGUAUAAUGCAGUUCUUUUAAAUUCAUUAGCUUCAGCAUGA